UGAUGUCCUCCUGGCUGCCGCUACCCCACAUCUCCCCCCCCCCCCGCCAGCCACGCUGCGCAUCCACCCGCGCCUAACGCCAACAGCCAGGCCGAGCACGUUGUCCUGUUCAUGCAAGAACACCAUGCCUUCGGCCAAUACGUUGGCAGGUUGCGCGGUUUCAAGGACCUUAACGUCGUCGUCUCCAACAAGUAGCACCAGGAUGUGUUCCACCAGUCUGUCGCACUCGGUAUCAAGCCCGCGCCACUUGCGGUGUGACGACGUUAUUUCCGUUCUGGAUCGAGCACGCCUUCAACGAAGCGACGCGGUGCAUCCUCGCCAGGAGCAACGGCUGGCAGGCAAACCACAUUGCGUAUGGAACAAGGGUAGCAUCGGCCACUGGGCGACUGCCAACACUGUGCAGCUUCGGCUGCUACAAGUGCCAGGGCAUCCCGUUGCACUUGGGCUUGGCCAAGGAUUGAACCACCACGGACAGCUACGCUCAGAACGUCGUUGCUAGCACGAACCCCAACCGUGUCGUGAGCCAGCGCCUGUAUUCACGCAAAACGUCUCACGCACUCGCUUGCGGCACGGAACUUGGUGCUGCCCUUUCGUUUCUCCCUGCCGCAGGCGUGCCUCUCUUGUACUACACGGUAUCAACGGCAGCGUGGCCAGCGGCGUAAACUAUAUUGAAAGCAUCGAGUCGCCCGGCUGUGAGCAGGGGGGCAGCGGGUAGCGAGUGCCC
Messenger RNA from Tilletiaria anomala UBC 951, 724 nucleotides. RefSeq lists its product as uncharacterized. The transcript is spliced from 2 exons. Bases 125 to 499 code for a protein of 124 amino acids. Lineage: Eukaryota; Fungi; Basidiomycota; Exobasidiomycetes; Georgefischeriales; Tilletiariaceae. The record is from RefSeq and is a predicted model, not a curated record.